AUGUCUGAGGAUGGCAAUAACCGUGCCAGAAGGACUACAAAUAAGAAUAUUAACUACAAUGAGAAGCAAGUGGAUGCAGAGAUUGCAAAGAGGAUUCAGCAGCACGAAAAGGACGCUAGCAAAGCAGGUACACCGUCAAAGAAAAAUAGAAAAGGAACACCGGUGGGGGGCCGUACCUCUGCGAAUAGCAGUGGUAGUAAUAGUAGCAAUGACAGUGGUAGCGGGAAUAAUGGUACUAAAUUCAAAUAUCACAAGUUCAUACAUGAUAAACAGACCGUAUGGAAUUUUAUUCCCAAAUUACCACCAUCUUUUAGAAAAAAUAGUAGAUUUUCAAAUGUUUUGGACCUGGAUGAUUCUUUUGUAGAUAUUAAAUCGCAAAUUUUGUUUAAUGACGAAUCCACUCUAUUAAACGUGAAUGAAACAAUAUAUAUGGUGUCUGAACCUCCCGGAGAACCUUACUACAUCGGGAGAGUCGUGGAAUUCAUUCCAAAAGCUGAAUUCAGACAAGAAAUUGAAUCUUCGUCUCAUCUAAUAACGAAAUAUCCAGCAAAAUAUUUUCAAAUUAGAAUGAACUGGUAUUACAGACCAAGAGAUAUUCAAGAAAGGGUCAAUAAUCCCGACCCAAGACUAGUCUAUGCAUCUUUGCACCAAGAUAUAUGUCCCAUUUCGUCAUACAGAGGUAAAUGUACAGUUUUACAUAGGGUUGAAAUGAUGGACUUUCUACCAAAUGAGACUGAAAGUAUUGUAAGGCCUAAUGUUUUCUUUUUUGAUCAGUUGUUCGACAGAUAUACAUUGAGAUACUAUAACGUCUAUAGUACUGAUAAGCUAUUGAACUAUCUCGACAGCCGUUCGCCGUACCUUUAUGCUCUGAAUAAGAGAUAUCGUUACGUAUACACAGAAGAAAAAUAUCCAUUUGAAAAAGUUUUACAAAAAUACGUAUUCAAAAACCAUAAUAUUAAAGAUGACGAAGAACCCUGGGAUCAACGAUGUCAGAUCUGCAGGGAGUGGGCCCUGUCUAACGAAUCUCUCUGCUGUGACGAAUGUGGUGUCCAUAUCCACUUAUAUUGUAUGGAUCCGCCCUUGGAAAGAAAACCUAAUAGAGGUAUAGUAUGGGUGUGUUUCAACUGCAUAAAACUCCAAGAAAAUACUAAAGAAGCAUUGGAUAGAGUUAAAAGGGAACAACAAGAGGAAUCGGAUUACAUAUGUAACUCCCGAGAAACCCUAAAUGAUAUUGCCACCAAUGCAAUUAAUAGUAACAUUGGAUACAAUAAGGAAAACUGUUGGUUCCAAUAUGCAGGUCUGCACGCCAUUUCCACAAUGGAUGCUAUUUUAUCAGAAAAAAUAUUUCUACCAUUCCCAUUCAAGGGAUCUCGAUUUGGGAGUAGAUUCCAAUGGUCAGGAUGUAAUGAAACCAAAGAUACUAAAACUUUGAUACCUUACAAAGAUAAUGUUGAUGAGCGAGGGACAGAUAAAAGUGCUGAUUUAUUGUGGGUAAUGGAUACUUCAAAAUUGGCGAAAGAACAAGUAGACCAAUACGUUGCUAAAUGUAAAAGGGAAAUGCCGGAAUCCUUAAAAAUGCAACCGGAAAGCUGUAAUUUCCUAGAUUAUAUUGUCAAAGCAUUGAAAGAUAACAAUUAUAAUGUUGAAUUAGCUUUCAAACAAUCAAUGGGAUCUUUAUCGAGACAGACUCUAAAAGAGCCCACUUUCUCUGAAGAUGAAUUAAGUAGGUUCGAAGAGGCUAUCAAGAUGUUUGGACCCGAGCUAAGGCCAGUCUAUGAACAUGUUAAAACCCAGCCAAUGUCCAUGAUUGUCAGAUUAUUCUAUAAUUGGAAAAAAACUGAAAGAGGCAGGUUCGUACGUGGAAAGUUUCACAAACUGAAAGAAAUGAAUAAAAAGACAACGGAAGAAGAUGAUUCAAUUGAGACAAGACAUUCACAGGACGUCCCAAUAUUAAGAAAGCGCCCCGUUACAGAAGAACCCGAGUUUAGAUAUGUCGACGAUUCAUCUUUUGAUACCACUAGGCUUUCUUUGGCAAAUAAAGAUUUCCAAUGCAUGUUUUGCCAAGUGAAUUAUUCUCCAAUGUGGUAUAAAGUCACUGGAGGGUCUGACGAAGAACAUAUAAAGGCACGAGUUCAAAGUGGGGUGAACGAAAAGGCUGAAACAGCUGAAAAAAGCAAAAUGAACAAAAUGAGUGACUCUGACAAGUUGGGUGCUCUUUGUAUACGAUGUGCUCGUCUGUGGCGUAGAUAUGCUAUACAUUGGCAACAUCCUUUGGAGGUUAUAAAAAAGCUAUGUGGUACAAGUGCCUCCAAUUAUCAUUCUUUUUUAGAGAAGAUUGUGGAAGAGGAAAAUAUAAACAGUUUUACACUUUCACCUCAGACAUCUAAAUCGAAAAACUUGGAAUGGGAGUUAGUCCAAGAUGCAGAAUUAAUCGUAAGGCAACGUUUGAAGGUAUUUGAAGAUCCCUCGACACUGACAAAAAUGAGAAAGCAUUCAAUGAAUUUUCAUAAACAACUGGCCAAAAUGGUUACUCGGCCCUAUAAUAAAUAUGCAUAUGAUAUCACUAACAUGAAAUAUGAACUCAAUUCAUUUUUAAAAGACAUAAAGAAAGAACGAUCAAAGCAUACACAAGCACCCAAGAUUGCUUCGAAUAACUUGUCGACUCAAUCAGAAAACGUUAAUCCGGGACUACGCGGUUCAGAAAUUGUUGCUAGCUCCAAACAUUCACGUAAGAAUGCCUCGAGUGAAGCAAAUAAAACUAGCACACAUAAGAGAAAGCAGCCCCCUGCAGAAAAAGGAGAAAAGCUUCAAUCUGUCACGCAGUUAAGUACAUUGCUUGACGUAGGAACCUUAAAAAAUGUCAAGAUGGUCGUUGACAAGAAGUUUGAGAGCGUCCAGCUCGAGAAAAAAAUUUACGAAGAAUUACUACCAAAGAAGCAUCAGAGGGAAGAUGGAUCUGAGAAAAAUAAAGUGGCCAAGAAGGUGAAGAGUGAUCAUGCUUCUGCAAAAAAUAUGGAUGAGCUUAGGAAAGUUUUGGAUAUUAUGGAUGAUCUGAAUCCGUUGCCCAAACCCGUCCCCGUGAUAUUUAAUGGAAGGAACACGACUGAUUUUCUUCAAGCUUACCAAAAACUGGAGAUGAGAAAUGAAAAUAUAGAAAGUUCAGUGUCUUCAAUUAAUAAAGGAAAAAGUUCUUCACCAUUCGGAAAAGAUAGCGAAUUUUUAUCAGAAUAUCCUGACAAGGAUAGACACUUUUGUUGUGUAUGUAAGGGUGGUUUUUCAGGUGCAAAUGAUAAUGAAAUUUCUUGCCAAAAUUGUGGACUAAAUGUGCAUGCUACCUGUUAUGGUGUACCACUAAAAGGGAGCAGGUCGCACGAUGGCGUUAAAUGGUCGCAGCAUAGAUGGCUUUGUGAUCCUUGCUCAAACGAUCUUAACCCAAUCAUAUCCACUACUUAUAAUUGCUCACUGUGUUAUGCAAAGGAGUUAGAUUACGCUGGUAGUAAACGUGGCAGCGCUCAUGCUUGUCCUGACGCACUGAAGUGUACCACCGAUGGCAAGUGGGUCCAUGCAAUAUGUUCUCUCUUCAACGACCAUAUAUAUUACGGAGACGGGCCUUUAAUGCAACCUGCUGUCAACGUAACCACAGAAGUAUUAAGAAAUAAGGACACUCUUUGUAAUAUUUGCGAAAUGAAAGGCGGUGGGUUUGUUACAUGUGAUAAAUGUCCCCAAAAGUUUCAUAUAACAUGCGCACAGGAUGCACCAGGCUACAGGCUACUAUUCAAGAUCGAUUACAUUCCUGAUUCAGAAAAUUAUAUCGGCACUAUUAUUAUAAAUGAAGCAGAUAAAACCAGGGUUGUUCUAUCUCCGAAAAUUAUCUGUAAUAAGCAUAAUGAUGACCAACUUGUUUCUCAACAGUACCAUCCCAUAGAUUCUCAUAUGAACUAUUAUUCCUUCAUUGAACUGUAUUCCAAACAUUUUAAACGGAAUAUUACAAGCAAUACGGUACUCACGAGAUAUGUAGAGCAACAAGCUCUGAGAAAUGAUGGUAAGGUAGUAUACGACAAAUUACUUAGCCACGAUGAGAUUUCCAACAAGCAUUUAACUUCUGAGCCUUUUGUACUUAAAAUAAAGAAACUAUGUGAACGUUGUAGUACUACCAACAAUCUUCUAUGGUUUAACGAUCAUUUAUGUCACAAUUGCCAUUUACAAAAGACUAAUAGCCGUGGCAUUUGCGAGCAACUUCCAGUAGCUUUACGCCGACCUACCGCAUCUAGUAAUGAAAUAUUGAGUCACACUGACAAAGAGAGAUUACUGGAUGGCGUCGACCGGGGAUCAAGCACCUUAUAA
Messenger RNA from Kazachstania africana CBS 2517, 4344 nucleotides. RefSeq names its product DNA-binding E3 ubiquitin-protein ligase SNT2 (gene SNT2). NCBI's taxonomy places the organism in Eukaryota, Fungi, Ascomycota, Saccharomycetes, Saccharomycetales, Saccharomycetaceae. The transcript has a single exon. The coding region runs from base 1 to 4344 and encodes 1447 amino acids. Gene Ontology annotation, cellular component: Lid2 complex. The record is from RefSeq and is a predicted model, not a curated record. Gene Ontology annotation, biological process: histone catabolic process. Gene Ontology annotation, molecular function: chromatin binding; ubiquitin-protein transferase activity.